Molecule: messenger RNA, 1509 nt
Organism: Colletotrichum fioriniae
Lineage: Eukaryota; Fungi; Ascomycota; Sordariomycetes; Glomerellales; Glomerellaceae
Gene: GT2
Product: Type 2 glycosyltransferase
Source: RefSeq, a predicted model, not a curated record
AUGGCAGACAUCAUGAAUCUCUUCUUGCCCAACCUUGGCUUCGGCUGGUCUCCUACCGCCUGGAUGUACCUGUUCAUCGCCCUUUGGCUUCAUCGAUACACCCGCCUCCUCGUCAACUGCGUCAGCCACUGGGUCUACAAAUCCAAGCCGAUUCCCGCCAACCCUACUUUCACGGCUGACGACGUUACCGUCAUCAUCCCCACCAUUCACAAUGUCUUUGAGGAGCUUCGUCCUUCUCUGCUCAGCAUUAUCGCCUGCAACCCUCGCGUUCUGAUGCUCGUGACUACCAGCGAGAAGCAUGCCUCUCUUGAGAAGCUUGCUCGCAGCCUUCCUCACCCUAACGUUCAGGUCUACUCUACUCCAAUUGCCAACAAGCGUCUUCAAGUUUGCGAGGCUCUACCCAAGGUUACGACCAAGCUCACCAUCAUGGCCGACGACGAUGUCACCUGGCCUUCUACCAUGAUGCCCUGGAUCCUCGCUCCCUUCGAAGACCCCAAGAUUGGUGGCGUCGGCACCUGCCAGAGAGUUAAGCGCGUCUGGGAUGGCCCGCUGUCCACUCGCAUCUUCAACUGGCUCGGUGCUGCUUACAUUGAGAGACGCAACUUCGAGAUCUCGGCCACGCACAACCUCGAUGGCGGUACAUCCUGCAUGUCUGGCCGAACUGGUGCCUACCGAUCUGAGAUUCUGUCCAGCCACGACUUCCUUGAGGGCUUCAAGACCGAGAAGUGGGGCAAGUACAUCCUCAACGCCGACGACGACAACUUUGUCACUCGCUGGCUCGUCAGCCAUCAGUGGAAGACAUGGAUCCAGUACGAGAAGGAGUGCGAGCUUGAGACCACUCUGGAGAACAGCACCAAGUUCCUCUACCAGUGCUCUCGCUGGGCUCGCAGCAACUGGCGCAGCAACUGGACCAGUCUUGUCCGUGAGAGAUACGUUCUCACUCAGCAGCCCUGGUGCACCUAUGCUCUCCACAUUGCGACCUUCACUUCCUUGGCAUUCCUCUUCGACCCCCUCAUCAUCUUCGCUUUGUGGAAGGGUACCGCCGACUGGGAUGUUGAGAGCCGCCGCCAGGCCCUCUGGGCUCAGAUCAUCUUCGUGUUCGGCUUCACCAAGGUCGUCAAGCUCGUGAACCUCUUCCGUCGCAACCCUAGCGACAUCCUCUUCCUCCCUGUCUCUAUCCUGUUCGGAUGGGCCCAUGGAAUCAUCAAGCUCUACGCCUUGUCUACCCUCAAGAUGACCUCCUGGGGCAGCAGAGCCGAUGGUGAUACCAACGACGACAUCCGUCUGACUCCUCGUCCCAAGCGAGCCAUGAGUCUUACUACGCCUCCUGGUGGCCAGGAUCUCGUCCGCUACCGCUUCGAGCGCCAGAUGACCGAAAAGGUCUCGGACUGGCACCGCCCGGCUAACGAGGCGCGCCGACCCCAGACUGUGCGCAUGAACACCUUCCCCGCGAAGGAUAUCAAGGCGCCUCACGUCACCUUCUCCCUCCUGGAGCACCCCACGGACUAG